This is a messenger RNA of Cutaneotrichosporon cavernicola, 1857 nucleotides long. RefSeq lists its product as uncharacterized. The record is from RefSeq and is a predicted model, not a curated record. Lineage: Eukaryota; Fungi; Basidiomycota; Tremellomycetes; Trichosporonales; Trichosporonaceae. Gene Ontology annotation, molecular function: DNA-binding transcription factor activity, RNA polymerase II-specific; zinc ion binding. The transcript is spliced from 10 exons. Gene Ontology annotation, biological process: regulation of DNA-templated transcription. Bases 1 to 1857 code for a protein of 618 amino acids.
AUGGACGCCUCUUCCGGGUCCAAACCACCUUACAAGAUCGAACUGGCCGGUGGCACCGUUCACGUCCAUCUGGAUUGCUCCAACUGCGGGACUACAGCAUGGGACCACCAGCAGGUGGCGUGGCUUGCCGACCGCAUAGCCCAUCAUCUCCAAAGGACAAACCAACAAUCUACCCGCCUGAAUUCUCACCUAGGAUUGACGCCGGACGAGUCUUUCUCGCCGCCCUUGCAGUCGAUCACUGCUGCCGAUGCAACACCGACACUGCCAAUCAACCUGGGUAAGAAGGGGCCAAGAACACGUACAGGGUGUUUCACAUGCCGCAUGAAGCGUGUCAAAUGUGACGAGACCAAGCCAAUAUGCAACAGGUGCAGGCGCAAUCCGGAGCGCAACUGCGUGUAUCCUCGCACGAAUACCGACACAAAACGAGAGCGCGAGCUCAUGGCGCGGCCCAAGGCGCUCGCAACGGGGCAGUCGCAGGCGUUUAGCUCCUCAGCGGCACAUCGCCCAUCUGCGUCUCGCGCACGCCAGAACCGCAACCCUGGCUCGUCGCUAUUACGAGCGGCAUGGAACGGUCCACCCCCCCAGGAGACGCGGCAGCUCGACGACCCGGCGUCCAGCCCAAUCCUACCGGACCAGUUCGGCCUGUUCCUGGACGGGAUAUCCUACGUCUCCUCUCCAGGACUACUCAAUGCCCACCCUACGAAACCUGGUGCGCGGGCUCGGGGCGACCGCGUCCUCGCAAAGCUGUGGGAGGCACAGAUGUUCAUUUCCGCUGGAGGUGCGGCCGAGGUUGGCACCAACGUGCAGGCCACGCUUGCCGCCGCGCUGGUGAACAUCACGUGGAGUCUGGGGGCGGUUUCGCGCGCAUUUGAGGGCACACAUCCGACUGAAGCACACGAUAUCAUGAUUGAGCGAUCUAGGCGGUUCGCGGACGACGCGGCUCAAGUCAUCCAUGCGUUCAACCGCGGCGAGGGACCCAACGAGCCCGAGACCAUGCUCAUUAUCUUGGAGCUGCUUCUUCUUCGAGAUUGCGGGAGCGGCGAUCCGCUAUGGGCCAAAACACAUGCUCUUCUACGCGCAUAUACGCACCGAUGUGGUGAACCGCGUAAGAUGCUUGCAGACAACCGCUUGGUCGUGUCCAGCAGCAGUCUGUACGAGCAGCACCUUGUGUAUCUUGCGCUGUACGAUGCGUUUGCGUCCCUCAGCCUCGGCAUGGCGCCGUCCUUGGUGGAACCACAGAGGCCAGGCAAGAAGCAGUGGAUUGAGGAGGUCGCGUCUGCGCAGCAAGUCAUCCAGUCCGACUUUGGGAUGAGUCUGCACUCGCUCUUCGCAGUCGCCAGGCUCGCGCAGCUCCUGGCCGAGCGACCGAACCCGGCGUCUCCGCAUAACCAUGCUCACCAGCUCGCGUGUCUGGCGAUGUACGAGGAGCUGGAGACCACGACUCUGGCGACAAUUUAUUCAUCGCCCGCGCCCAUCCGCGUUCAGUUUGGCGACCUGUUAAUCCGGCACUCGCUCAUUUGCCAUCUGCAGCGCGUUGCGUUCGAGCGCCGUGCCAACGAUCCCAUCGUGCAGAGGAGCGCAGCCGCCAUCAUGGAAUUGCUCGCAGAGGUCGCGGUCCACACCGGCUCGAUGGUCAACCUCAACUAUCCUAUGCUCGUCGUGUCCGGCCUCGUGGAUAAGGAGGACCAGGAGCGCCUCCAGAUCCUCAUGGACUUUGCCAAGGUAUCGAGUGGGCUUGUCGAGCUCGAUCGGUUGGAGAGUAUUGUAUAUGAGGCGUGGAGGCGGCAGGAUGCGGGUGAGGAGGAGCUGCGGAUGACUGACAUCUGGAGCCAGAGGGCAAUCAUGCUGAUCCUGUAG